CACAGUAACAACAGCACAAUUUUUAUAACAAAAUAAAAUCGAACAAGAAACUUAGCAACGCUAAUAACAACUGCUGUUGAUUUCUGAUUUCGUUUGGAGCGAAAAGGGUAUAUUACAGUAGGUAUAAUAAAACAAUAACGCCACAUAAAGCAAAAACAACACUAACUAAAAUAAUAAAAAAAAAAAAAAGAAGCGAAUAACAAUAAGAAAAAAAGAAAACAUAUUAAAGACACAAGAAAUAACUACAACAAUAUGGAGAGCAUGUCAUCAUCAAUUGAGCCCGUGGUACUACCACCACGUACCGCCAAUUUGCUGGCAUGCAAACAAUGGUGGCGUGUUUGCUUUUUGUAUGGCGAUCAGCAGAAAUAUUAUCGACAAGUUUAUAGUAAAGCAGCAGCCCAAAGAUUGGCAUUAUCAGCGGCGGCAAAGCAAGAAAUUGCAGCAGCAGCAGCAGCAGCAGCGGCAGCGGCAGCAGCAUCAGCAAAAACAACAAAAACAACAACAACAACAGCAAUAGCAUCAUCAUUAGCAACAAGUGCUUUAAAUAAUGAAAAUGACAGUAACAACAUCGAGGCUAUCGAGUCCGAAUAUGAUGCGGUUGCUGUCGAUUUUAUCGAAACACAAUUAGACGAUGAAACCCAAGAUUCAGCCGGCGAUAAGAUGGCGACACUACAUGAAAAUAUUAAUGCUGUAAGCACCAAAGAACAACAACAAAAACAACAACAGCAACCACCAACUUCAGUUAGUUUAUUCCCUUUGAAAUGUGAGACCUUAAGUGAACCGACAAAACUUGAAGUGGGUAAUGCUUUGCGAAGAAGCAAAAGACUUUUACGAUCAUUGCGAGGACAUCGCAAGGACGCUGAAACCGAAAAGCAAAAGAAAACUACGAAACAAUUGCACCAAAUGUUAAAAAAUUUCAACAUCAACCAUCAACAGUAUCAGCAACAACAACACAAACAACAACAACAACAGCUACAGCACACAAACGAUUGUGAACCAGAAGCGGUUAAGCAGAACGCCAAACAUACCCUACUCGAUGAUCCUUUUCUGUUCGGCAUUGAUGAAGAUCACUUAGACGACUUAGUGCGCGGUUCCCAAACAAAUCAUCCAAAUCCUAGUCUCGCUGAUCAUGUAACUAAAUAUUUUAAUCUUCAUUAUAAUGAAGCUGAGGUAAAUUCCGAACUACAAUCAACCAUUUCCACUGAUCAGGACCAGGAAGAGAAACCUGCAUUGCCACCAAAACGAUUCCAAACGAACUCUGGCAGAAAAACGUGCCCAACGCAAAAUUUAAAAUUGAAUGACAAUGACUUGGAAUUUUUAAACUUAAGUUUACGUAACCGCAGUUUACCGCGUAACGUUAAACCAUUUAAAGAUCCACAUGAUAUUAAUUUCCGAUUCAAAGAAGAAAAUAAAAAUAAUAUCGCUAACGACGACAAUGGAUUACACGAAAAUUGCCAUAAAAAUCAAACACCCAUCAGCCGAACCCCGCUCACACAAAUUUCAUACCUGCAAAAAAUUCCAACGCUACCCAGGCAUUUCUCACCGAGCUGUACAGCUACAGCUAACGUUUCCCAAGCGGGCUCCAGUACACCACCACCGCCAUUGCCACCUCUUAAUAGUUUAAGACAAGGCACUGGCAGCAAUAAUGCCUCGCCAUCGAAAGGGCCAUUGCCCAGCAGUUCUUCGGCUGGCACUUUGUAUUGCGGAACGAAUACCGCCGGCUUGCCUACAUCCCCAUUACCAUUGCAACGUCAAUACCAACCACAGCUAACUCACCUGCCACCGGUCUCAUCCCACCAGCAUCCAUAUUUACCACCUCACUUACAACAGCCCAAUAAUCAGCAGCAGCAGCAACAACAACAACAACAACAACAUCUUCAACAUAUUGUAACGACACCGUUAGCUGCAACAUCUUUGCAGCAUCACGCUCCAUUACAGUAUUCACCAGCAGCAUCUGCAUCAUCAUCGAUGUCCAAGUAUUCGACGUCCUCAUUAAAGCCACAUCAUUUGCAACACCAACAGUCCCAUCAUCAUCAACAGUCACAACAACAUCAAUUGUCGCCCGCAAUUUCAUCACCAUCACCUCCCUCUCUGCUUCAUCAUCCAUCAGCGGUACAUGGUCACGGUCCCUUUUUGGUGGGACAACAUUUAGACCUACAACGGCAGUCACAUUCAGACGACGACAGCGGAUGUGCCAUUGAGGAGUAUACUUGGGUGCCGCCAGGACUCAGACCAGAUCAGGUGCGAUUAUAUUUCUCACAAAUACCUGAUGACAAAGUGCCAUACGUUAAUAGCCCCGGCGAACAGUAUCGCGUACGACAGUUACUACAUCAACUUCCGCCACAUGAUAACGAGGUUCGUUACUGUCACUCAUUGACGGAUGAGGAACGUAAGGAACUUCGUUUAUUUUCAACACAACGUAAACGUGAUGCUCUUGGACGUGGUAAUGUAAGACAGUUGAUGAGUGCACGUCCAUGUGAUGGUUGCGAUGAAUUAAUCUCUACCGGUGACAUUGCGGUGUUUGCUUCACGUUUAGGUCCAAAUGCUUCAUGGCAUCCCGCAUGCUUUUCAUGCUGCGUAUGCCGUGAAUUACUUGUAGAUCUAAUAUACUUCCAUCGAGAUGGACGAUUAUAUUGUGGACGGCAUCAUGCUGAAACGUUGAAACCUCGUUGCUCAGCUUGCGAUGAAAUUAUCCUUGCCGAUGAGUGCACUGAAGCUGAGGGACGUGCUUGGCAUAUGAACCAUUUUGCUUGCCACGAGUGCGAAAAGCAGCUGGGUGGCCAAAGGUAUAUUAUGCGUGAGGGUAAACCGUAUUGUUUACUUUGCUUUGAUGCCAUGUUCGCUGAAUACUGUGACUAUUGCGGCGAAGCGAUUGGUGUCGAUCAAGGGCAAAUGAGUCAUGACGGCCAACACUGGCAUGCCACUGAUGAGUGUUUCUCAUGCAACACCUGCCGUUGUUCGUUGCUGGGACGUGCUUUUUUACCACGACGUGGUGCCAUAUAUUGUUCGAUAGCUUGCAGUAAAGGUGAACCACCUACACCAUCCGACAGUUCGGGUACGGGAAUGUAUACGACACCCACACCACCCACACAACGCGUACGACCUCAAACUCGUAUACCAAGCAGUCAUGCCUCUAGCUCACCUCCGAUGUCUCCACUGCAGCAGCAGCAACACCAGCAAAACUUUAGCAAUGCCAUGUACCAACUGCAAAGUCAACAAAUAGCGGCAGGUAUUGGGACGAGUCCGGCGUUAACUACUGGCGGCAGUUUGGUAGUAAGUCAUUCAGGAUCGAGUAGUGAUGCAGUGAAACAAAGUUAUCCUACUUCCGAUUCGGAUGCCGGUGUCGUCAAAGACUUGGAACCGACGGCGGGCGAUUUUACAGAUUUUUCCGGUGGAGCCGCUUCUUCAUGCUCGCCCCUUAUCUCGCCAGGAGAAUUUAAUCAUAUAAUGCCAAAACCUAUGGAACUAAAACGUGAAGGUGUUUAUAAUUUCAAUGAAAUGUCGUUAAAUCUAGACACCACGACUUGGCCACAAAAACUACCUCCGUCAGGUGAUGGUCACAAUUACAAUUUACAAGAACGCAGCUUACAGCAAUGCAGUGAAUUGGAAAAUGCCAAAACUACUAGUAUGCCAGAGUUAACGGAUCAUCAGAACCGCAUUAAACACCAAGAUCAAGAUUAUAUGCAAACGCAGCUACAGCCGACGUCACAUCUACAACAGCAACCGAAUUUCACAUCACCGCCUCCAUCCGAAAUAGCAGAACUGCCAACGCCUAAUUUGUCAGUAGCUUCAACGGCGCUGCCCCCCGAACUGAUGGGUUCACCUACAGCUUCAGCCGGCGACCGAUCGAUAACAUCACCGCCGUCCUCACAAUCAGCUGGAAAUCAACCAGUGCUUCCUGUGUCUAUACUAAGCGGAGCGUCAUCGUCGUCGCCUAUGAGUGGAGUAAACAGUGGUAGCGGUAAUGGGGGCAAUGAAAGCAAAAAGAAAGGCGUUCGCUUUGAAGGUAUACCAGCCGAAACAUUGCCACGCUCCCGCAGUUAUUCGGGCAACGCGGCAGGUACAAAUCGCCCUAGUGAACCAUCGGAUACACGUAGUCAUAGCAGUGGAGGUCAUUCGUCGAGACGGCGUCGACGACGUAAAUCAUCGAAUCAUCAUCGAUCUGGUAGUGGGCAUCGUUCGAACUCCACUACUCGAGCCGACACGUAUGCCCCUACUCAGCCUUUAUCUUCGUCAUAUCAAGGACCUCCAUCUGCGUUACAAACUUCUGCGUUAGAUCCUACGCGAACUCAUGGUAAUAGUCAAACUGCCUCAGCACACGAUGACGAUUCCGAUGAUGCUUCAAGCGUAUGUUCAACAUGCUCGUCAAGCUCAUCCAGCUCUGAGGAUUAUAUGAUGUAUCAGCUUCCGCAACGACGUCAUUACGGUGGUGUGCGUGUUAGUUAUGUACCCAAUGAUGCGUUAGCGUACGAUCGUAAACGCAAACCAGCCGACCCCAAUGAUAAAGAUAAAAACUGUAUCAUAUCUUGAUUGAGUUCCUAUCGUUCCUCUCUCCCACCUUUGCAUUAAUUUUGCAUAUAAUUGAUGGCAGUUUUGCAAGCACAACGUAAUAAUUAUCAUCUUAAUUAUGAUUGCAUAGCAAAGAUCUCUCUUGUAGCACUUAAUGGCGAACCCAUAAAUUUGUUAUACAAUAUUUUUUGCCAAAAUUGCCGUUGGGCGUAAAAAGUUGUUUGGCUAUCUGAUCAGAUUUACAUGUAAAAUCAAGGGUUGCGGCAAAAUGACUACAAGCAAAUUUAUAUUUUUAUACCCUACAUCACUUAUAGAAGGCAAAUUUCGUGUAAUUUCAAAAAAAGGAAAACAAAAAAACAAAAAAAGGUUGUUAACGAUCCGACCUUUAUUAUAGCAAUUAAUUUUAUAAAAGCAAAAAAAAAAAAAAACAAAAUAAAAAAAAAAUGUUUUAUAAUGACUUUAACAUGUCCCGUUCAAUCGUACGAAAGUUUCUGAAAACACAAAAAAUCUAGUUUAUCAUAAAUAGAAACAAUUUUUACACUAUUCGCUAUAGAGAGUAACAAGCCUGACUAUUGAGGCUUUCUUUGCAUUGAUUUUCACAAAAUACCAAAUUAUUUGUUAAGUAAAAUUAGAAAUUUAAAUAAUUUAAAUAUAUGUAUAUCUUUUUUUAUAAGUUUCCUUUAAAGAUGGUUUCGUCCCAUUAUUACAUUGAAUACGAAAGAAAGAAAGUCUUGAUAUUUGAUUUUUAUUACAAUACAAAGAGAAAGUACAAUGAAUUAAUUAUUUCGCAUACAAACAGUAUCACUGCAGAAUUGCAUAACGUUCUUCUUUAAACUGCAUGUGAGAAUGUAUUUAUGUCAGUAUUUUUUUAAAUAUUUACAAGAAAAAGAUAGAAGACUAAGAAUUCAUUACAUAACAUUAGCAUAAAAUGGAAGACGAAUUGAAAAUGCCUGCAAACGAAACUCACUCGUCUCCCCAAAAGUAUACUCAACGUAAUGUAAAGGAAAGCAAUAGAUUAUAAUAAUAAUAAUAGUAAUAAUAAUAUAUUUAAGAUGCGCGUGGUCAUGUGUUGAUAAUCUAUGAAUAAUAUAUAUAUGAAUAAUGAUUCAUAUUUCGUCUGACUUUAUAUAUAUACUAAAGAUAACUUCUUUUUGUAGAAAAUAACUAUUUAAAGUACAUUUAGUUUUAUGGGGAAAAAAAACAAAGUACGCACUA
Molecule: messenger RNA, 5724 nt
Organism: Glossina fuscipes
Lineage: Eukaryota; Metazoa; Arthropoda; Insecta; Diptera; Glossinidae
Gene: pk
Product: protein prickle
Exons: 6
Coding region: 253-4530 (1425 amino acids)
Molecular function (GO): zinc ion binding
Source: RefSeq, a predicted model, not a curated record